UAUUUUACUCUGGAUAUGCUGCUUAUCUUCUUGACUUUACGUAUGGGCACUACAGACUUUUUUGGCUAUAGCAGAAGGCAUAUGGCCUGGCUACUAAAAUUAGCUUCUGCUUGUCAGAGCCUGCAGAGGCAGUUGUGCCGGCCCUCGGGAAGAGGAGGAAGGGGCUUUCCUUUUUUGCAUCACUCUGUCACAGCCUGCAAAACAUAGCAGUUGCAUGUGCUGCUCAUCGUGGUUUGCUACUGUCGCACCUCAGCUUGUCUAUGCCACCAGUACCUGUGGGUAAAUCAAAACUGUCUUGUCUACCAGAGGAUUUUAGUAUGUCCCCUUCUCCAAACCAUUUUGUCUUCCUCAGUUCUGUUUGGUUUUUUAAGCAGGACAACAUCAUGACAUGAAACGAUAACGUCUUGUGCAUGGGUCUUCCAGGCAAGGGAGCAAAACAUUCGGAAUCUGAUCAUCUUCACGGGUCUUUGACACUGAGAGUGGAGCUCUUCAAUAUUGCUUCAAAUCUCAACAGAAUAGUUACAAGUGUUACCCUAAUGAAUCGCUGUAAGAAAAUACCACUGAGCCACACACAGGUCAGAGAAAGUUGAGGGCUCCAUGGCAGAGCCCUUCUGCAACCUGCGAUUUCUUUCUCAGUCUGAAUUUUUCACAGGCAUAGGUGGGAAGCAUCGAGCUCAGAGGCUAUAUAGGCUUUCCGAUGCCAACUCUAUGGCUAUGUACAAAUUUAUCAUUUUAUGAGGCCAUUUGGUUAUACAAUUGGAAAAAAAGGUGCACAUUGUUAAGAGGAGAAAUCACUAUAAUUUUUACUGUUUUUAACAUAGGUUUGUUCUGCAGAACAUAUUUUCUGCAGAACAUGAAAAUCACAACUAUCUUGUUUGCAAUAGGAUUUUUACAUGUCAAAGAUGUAUUUUUCCUGGGCAUGUGAUGAUUGUUCUGUUGCUCCACGAUGUCAUGAAAACUUAGACAGAUUUUUGAUGUGAUGCACCGUUCAGUUUUGUCACUUCUAACACCAGUCUUUUAAAAUGCACCUUGCUCAGAGGUGAAGAGCAACCUGAUCCAACUGUGCCGGCAGAAGCCCGUGCUGACCCUGCGGCUGUCCCACAAACCCCUUUUGCACGUGCUAUGUUAGUGAAAAGGGAGUGAAGCUGCUGCAGGAGCCACAACCCCUCUGGAACAGCUCUGUCCAUGUGCUGUAACAGGCAGCUGAGGGAAUGGUGUCUCGGCAAUGCUCAGGAAAUACAGCUGUGGAUCAGAGUUUCUGCGUUCAAAGGAGAUGCACACUUUGUACAGGGUGUAAUUAAGCUGUAAACCUCAUUGCCACAGGAUUUUGUGUGUGCUGGAUUUUUAUGUUUGUCUGCAAAGCAAAGAAAUUCACAUGGAAAGGAGCCACCAAUGGGGAAUUAAACACAAAGAUACUGGAAAUCCUUGAGCAAAGGCUCACCAGGGGCUGGGAGACUAAUAGGGAAGCGCUGCUCUUGCAUUCCCUUAUUCUUUCCUCUUUUUGCUGGACAUCUGCUAUUACUCACUGCAGGAUUAGCAACAGGAUCUUCUUUCUUUUAAAUGAUCCCAUACUGACAGAACCUGUCAUGAGCUCUGGAGAGAGCUGGCUUCAGUCCUUCGCGCUGCCACACAAUCUCUGUGUAACCUCCUUCUUCCUUCCUUCGUGGAAAAAUGGAAAUUGGAGCAUUUUCCACCCUCUGUCAGGGUCGAAACCUGCUUACAUUAGGCUUGGGAAGUGCUUACAAAUGCAGGGGGGUUUGUGUGUGUUGGUGCCCAGUGUUGCCGUGGAGCUGGGCUCUGUUGACGAACUCAGACUCGUGGUGGCCAGGGUGCCAUGGGCCCACAGCAGAUGUUGGUGACAGUGGUGGGGCUGCUCCAGGACACAGCUUUCCACGUGGCCAAGUGCACAGCAGAGGCUCUGAAGCUGAAGUUUCCAAGCAAGUUUGCAGAUCCUGUAAUACAGCCUUUAGUAGAAUCUGCAUGGCAUGAAUAUUUACAAGAGAAAAAGAAGGAACUGAGAGGUGAGGUGUGGGGAUACACCUCCUCGGUGAUGUGCUUCCUUGAUGGCCGGCUGCUGGGGGAUGAGAAGGAUCUGCUCAAGUGGUCUUACCAUGAGUGGGGCUAUCGUGACUAUAGGCCUGAGGCGCUUUACCAAGCGAUUGCUGAGGAUUUCUACAGCAAAUAUCUGAAAAGCACCCAGCAUGUGUUUGUGUACCUGGAGAUAGCCAUUGAGGAACAGCCCAUCGGGAGGCUGCUCUUUGAGCUCUUUUCAGAUGUGUGUCCCAGGACCUGUGAGAACUUCCGGGCUCUGUGCGUCGGAGGAGCAAAGUCUUGCUGUGAUGGCCGAGAGCUCACCUACAAGAACUCCCUUUUUCAUCGCAUAGUGAAAAAUGGGUGGAUCCAAGGAGGAGAUAUCAUCACUGGAAAGGGAGACCAAGGAGAGUCAAUUUAUGGUCCCACCUUUGAAGAUGAAAGCUUCUCCAUCCGUCACAAGGGAAGAGGGAUCCUUGGGAUGGCCAACAAGGGCUGCCACACCAAUGGCUCUCAGUUCUACAUCACCUUCCAGCCAUCUCCCUACCUGGACAAGAAAUACGUGGCUUUUGGGCAACUGAUCGAGGGCACGGAGGUCCUUCAGAGACUGGAAGCUGUCCCUACGGAUAAUGAAAGGCCUAUGGUACCCUGCCAGAUUACAAACUGUGGGACCUUUGAGCCGUGAUCACCAGUUGGUUUUCCUGCCUGCUGAAAGAUCCAACAACAACAACUCAGACUGCCAUGAUCCUGCUGACUGUAUGCUGCAACAAAGUCCCAAGAUGCUGACUUCAAGAAAAAACAGACAAACCACAUUUAUCAUUCACUUGGAUUCCACCAACCCCCAGGAUUACAUGAUAGACAUGUUUGCACUCGCUUGUGGGGGCAUGCUGUAGCUGUAAUUCUUGCCCUGCUGGUAAUCUCAGUUCUGUUUGAUUAUGUACUUCAUUUUCUCCCACUUUUUACACAUAUAUACACACUAAUUAGCA
Messenger RNA from Strigops habroptila (Kakapo), 3017 nucleotides. RefSeq names its product peptidylprolyl isomerase like 6 (gene PPIL6). The transcript is spliced from 9 exons. Gene Ontology annotation, molecular function: peptidyl-prolyl cis-trans isomerase activity. The record is from RefSeq and is a predicted model, not a curated record. Gene Ontology annotation, biological process: protein peptidyl-prolyl isomerization. Lineage: Eukaryota; Metazoa; Chordata; Aves; Psittaciformes; Psittacidae. The coding region runs from base 1835 to 2716 and encodes 293 amino acids.